AUGCAGCGGGUGUUACGCGACCGGCCCCAGCUUGCAGCCUUCACCGGCUUCCAUGGAACAACCAGCCCGCUGCACCGCGCCGCAGCUGCCGGCCACCUGGCCGUGUGCCACGCCAUCGUGGAGCCGCUGAAGCAGCGCGUGGCGCUGUCCGCGGCGGCGGCGGCGGCCGGCGGCAGCAAGCGCUCGGCGGCGGCCGCCAAGUGGCGGCGCCUGCUGGCUACGGUGCUGAACCAGCGCAGCCACAAGUCGCUGACGCCGCUCAUGCUGGCGUGCGAGCACGGGCACGCCGCCGUGGCUGCCUACCUGCUGCGCGAAGGCGCCGACCCGCUGGCCGCCGACUUUGUGCACUCGCGCACCUGCCUGCACUACGCCGCGGUGGGCGGCCACGCCGACUGCCUGCUCCUGCUGUGCUCAGACGGCGCCAUGGUGGCCACACAGGACGGCGCCCGCCCGCUGCGGGACGUCAUCGUAUCAGACAUGCAGGUCCAGGCCUGCCGCUUUAUCGACCAGCGCGCGUUUGGCGGGCUGACCGCGCUGCACUUUGCGGUGGUGACGGGCAGCCUGGAGGCGGUGCAGGCGCUGCUGAGGGGGGGCGCAUCCAUCAUGGUCAAGUCGGACGGCGAGGCAUACAUAGGGGAGGACUUCCUGGUGCCUGGCUCCUCCCCGCUGCACGUGGCCGUCAUCAUCAACAACAUCUCCAUCGCGCACAUGGAGAUGAUGAACAUCCUGGGCACUGCGCUGGACGAGCGCGGGCGGCGCCCCUGGGAGGGCACCUCCCGCACCGACAUCCGCUCCGUGCGCAACCACUUCCGCAAGCUGCCCUUCCACCUGGCGCGGGAGCGGCACCAGCCGCAGCUCAUGUCGCUGGUGGACCCGCGCAUACCCAUCGACGUGGCGCUGGAUGCCGCCAGGGACACGGAGCACGGCAUCGGCCCCAAGCGCCUCUCCACCAUCUGCUCCCUGGUGCUGCAGCGCACGCUGCUGCAGUGGCUGGACAACUGUCAGCGGGAGCUGGCCAGGGAGGCGGCGGGCAAGCCGCCGCGCCCGCGCGCCUCCAUGGGCCGCCGCAGCAGCAGCCGGAGCAAGAUCAGCACGAUACCCGCGGCCGCAGCGGACGCCACCUCGCCGCCGCCCACGGCAGGCGGGCCGGCCCCCGCCCCGGCCGGCGCAGCGCAGCAGGCGGCGGGCGACGCGGCGGCGGCAGCAGACGUCGACGACGCGGCCGCCGUCUCGCCGUUUGCCGCCGCCGCCGCGCUGGCCGCCGCGCUGGCGGGCAACUGGUCGGCGCCGCCCUCGCCCCACCCCUAUGCCCACAUCCCGGGCGCCGCCAGCGCGCCGGUCAGCCCCGGCGGCAGGCUGGGCGUGGCGGCUGAGCCGGCGGGGCCGGCGACCGUGGGCGCGGUGCCUGGCCUGGAUGCGGCUGCGGGGCAGGCCGGGGCGCAGCGCAUGGCCUCCCUGCACGGCUACAUGGGCAUGCUGAGCAUCAAGCGCCCCGCCUCCACCGCCGCCAUCGAGUCGGCGGCGGGCGGCGCGGCGGGCGCGCGCCAGCUCGCGCGCCAGCUGUCGGGCAGCGUGCCGCCGCACCAGCUGCUGCGCAACAGCAGCGGCGCGGCCGGCAUGGCGGCGGCGGCGCGCGUGCGCUUCCUCACUGGCCCCACCGGCGUGGCGGCGGAUGCGGGCACGCCCACCGGUGCAGGGUCCAUGACAGACAGCCCGCGCCUGCCGCCGGCGGCAUCGCCCCGGGACCUGCCCGGCGGCGCCGCCUCGCCGCCCGACCGCACCAUCAAGGUGGUGCCCAUCUCCCACCGCCGCACCUCCUCCCAGGGCAACCUGCGCCUGGGCGGCAUGGCCCUCCCCGGCAUGGGCAUGGGCAUGGGGGCGGCCAUGGGCAGCAUGGUGUUUGGCAUGCGGCGGCGCAGCGGGGAGGGCGGCGGCGUGCUGCCGCCGCCCCCGCCCGAGCCCGGCGCGGCGGCGGCCGCGGCGGCGGUGGCGGCGGCGCUGGCUGGGGAGCAGGGCGCGGUGCAGGCGCUGGCUCUGGCCAGCGACAAGGAGAAGGACCUGGGGCUGGACAGCGAGGGAGAGCCGGACAGCCCGCUGAGCCAGGGGGAGGAGGAUGGGGAGGAUGUGGAGUGCGGCGUGUGCCUGGACGCGCUGGUGGAGGUGGCCUUUGCCUCCUGCCAGCACAAGCUGUGCCUGGCCUGCGCCCGCAACCUGACACAGCAGAACAAGAAGCCGCCGCACUGCCCCUUCUGCCGCCGCCUGGUGGUGGGCUUCCAGCGCGUGUCCGUCACAGGCUUGCCGCUGGGCACCAGCAGCAAGAGCCUGGGCUCGGGCGUGCAGAGCGGCCAGGACGGCGCCGCGCCGCCGGCAGCCGCGUGCUGA
Chlorella variabilis is the source of this 2382-nucleotide messenger RNA. RefSeq lists its product as hypothetical. Gene Ontology annotation, molecular function: protein binding. The transcript is spliced from 9 exons. The record is from RefSeq and is a predicted model, not a curated record. Lineage: Eukaryota; Viridiplantae; Chlorophyta; Trebouxiophyceae; Chlorellales; Chlorellaceae. Bases 1 to 2382 code for a protein of 793 amino acids.